AUGUCUCCUUCGCCUCUCAACGAGGAUCCCUCUAAAAGGGCUUCCUCAGAGUUUACUGCUCCCUCUUCCUCUGGCGUCUUGCAUCUUAUCGGACUUGGCCUUGGCGACGAGCGCGAUGUCACACUACGUGGCAUGGACCUCAUUCGUUCAGCAGGAGUCGUCUAUCUCGAAGCAUACACCUCAAUUCUAGGCGUUUCCGCCCCAGCGCUCGAGAAGGCUUACGGCCGUUCUGUCUGCAUCGCAGACCGCGAAUUUGUUGAAGAACGUGCCCAGGAAAUCCUCACAAAUGCCCAAUCUCAACCGGGAGGCGCCGCAUUCCUCGUUAUCGGUGACCCUUUUGGCGCAACGACACACACAGAUCUCUGGCUUCGUGCCAGAGAGAGAGGUUUAAAAGUUAACGUUGUGCACAAUGCCUCCAUCAUCAAUGCUAUCGCUGUCACCGGCCUGCAGCUCUAUCUCUUUGGACAAGCAAUCAGUCUCUGUUUCUGGACUGACACAGACCGCCCGACGAGUUACUACCCAAAGUUACUCCAGAAUAGAAGAAAUGGCUUACAUACCCUUUGCCUCCUCGAUAUCAAGGUCAAAGAGCCUUCCCUGGAAAGCCUUGCUAGAGGGAAAAAACUUUAUGAACCUCCUCGCUACAUGACUGUCAACCAGGCUAUCGACCAACUGCUAGAGAUUGACUCUAUUCUAGAGGCCGACGAGCUUGUGGAAGAUACGAUGGCUGUGGGCGUCGCACGGAUAGGCCAACCAAACCAGCUAAUCGUUUACGCAUCACUGGGCACUCUACGUCAAACUGACUUCGGGCCGCCCUUGCACUCUCUGGUCAUUCCGGCCCGAGAGCUUCACUUUCACGAAGAAGAAGUCCUUUCAUGGUUCAAGCCCAAGUCUCAUGACACAACAAAGCCUCAAAUUUCAUGAGAUAGCCUUGUGAUUGUUUUUUUUUAAUCCAGUCAAGCAAUUCAAACGCCAUGACAACCCUUUACCGCAGCGUUUGUCUAUUGUCGCGGCCCAUGGGAUAUUGUCUAAGUCCUAUCUGCGCCUUUCUGAUUGCUACGCCACACGAGUAAAGGCCCCUUUCAGCGCCACCGAAAA
Messenger RNA from Chondrus crispus (carragheen), 1095 nucleotides. Its product is annotated as Diphthine synthase. The transcript has 2 exons. Gene Ontology annotation, molecular function: diphthine synthase activity. The coding region runs from base 1 to 921 and encodes 306 amino acids. Gene Ontology annotation, biological process: protein histidyl modification to diphthamide. The record is from RefSeq and is a predicted model, not a curated record. Lineage: Eukaryota; Rhodophyta; Florideophyceae; Gigartinales; Gigartinaceae.